AUGUCUCAUAGCUCCAUCAACGACAGGAUCGCAAGAGAAACACGCGCCGUCCAUGCGCGCAACAACAGACUCGCCAACGUCAAGCUCCUGCUCGCUCUCAAGAGUGCCGCUGCCUUUCGUGCAUACAUCGUGCCCUUCUACUUUGUCUAUAAGACAUUCGAGGCAGAGCUCGCUGCAGUGAGAGGUACAUCGCAAGACGAGGCCACUCAGCAUGUCUUCCAGGAGCUCUAUGAACCUCUCCUCGAACGUACAAGGAAGAUUGAACAGGACCUACGCUUCUACUACGGGCCCGAUGCAGAUGUUGUAAUGCGCGGCCCUCAGACAAGGACACUCCAAGAGUAUGUCGAGCACAUCCAGAGCAUUGCAAAGCAAGAUCCAGUCAAGCUGCUUGCGUACAGCAGCGUCAUGUACCUCGCGCUCUUUGCUGGUGGACAAAUCAUCAAGAGCAAGAUGGUCAAACGCUACGGCUUCUUCCCAACAAAGCCAGGAGUCUCGCAAGAGGAAAGCAUACGGCAGGGAACCAACAUCUUUACAUUCGACACGAAGGAUGUGCAGACUCUCAAGAAGGCACAUCGAGACCGUUUCGAUCGUGUCGUUGCGCAGUCUCUGACUGCAACACAGCAAGACGCAAUUGUCGCAGAAGCCAAGGAGAUUUUUGUGCGCAACGAGCAGCUCAUUGCCGAGGUGCAGGUUCCUGGUGCUGCUUGGAUCACACUAGACUUGCUCAAAUGGCCAUUGCUUGUACUUUUGCUGCUCUUUCUUGCUAUCUACUGGCUGCGAUCGUGA
Molecule: messenger RNA, 786 nt
Organism: Protomyces lactucae-debilis
Lineage: Eukaryota; Fungi; Ascomycota; Taphrinomycetes; Taphrinales; Protomycetaceae
Exons: 1
Coding region: 1-786 (261 amino acids)
Biological process (GO): heme oxidation
Molecular function (GO): heme oxygenase (decyclizing) activity
Source: RefSeq, a predicted model, not a curated record